Messenger RNA from Brassica napus (rape), 3201 nucleotides. RefSeq names its product protein JINGUBANG-like. Bases 185 to 1450 code for a protein of 421 amino acids. Gene Ontology annotation, molecular function: protein binding. The record is from RefSeq and is a predicted model, not a curated record. Lineage: Eukaryota; Viridiplantae; Streptophyta; Magnoliopsida; Brassicales; Brassicaceae. The transcript has a single exon.
AUAUAGAACAUUUAAAAUAUAUAUAUUGCAUCCUACUCACCCUCCCGUCACAUUAUUCUUUUCGUUUUCGGUCAGAUUUGCUCACAAUUGUAAAGGGUCCAAAUUGAUAAGUAUUAAGAAUAGUCCAAGUCUUGGAGCCAAUUGUUGUUUCCACGACUACUUUCCCCCAAACUGUAUCCUUUCUAUGCACCAAUCUUCUUUUUUCCUCUUUAUAAAAACUCUACAAACUUUGGUAAGUUGUUCAAUAAAUCAAUUCAAAUAUUCCUUCAUAAGAAACAAUAUGAUACGAUGUCACGAAACUCAAGAAGAAGGAGACUGGUCUCAUGAAGAUCAUCAAAUAUCUAUUUCGCAAGCAUUUCAUCAAUGUAUCGCUACUCUUGUUGGUCACACAUCCUCUUACAUUUCAUCUCUAACCCUUGCAGGAAAGAGACUUUACACAGGCUCCAGCGAUGGACUUGUAAGAUUGUGGGAUGCAAACUCGAUGGAAACAUUAGCCGAAGCGUCAAGCAACGGCGAUGUUAUAACAGGAGAAAGAGGAGACGGAGGAGCAGUGAAGUCAUUGGUAAUAUUGGCGGAUAAACUCUUCACAGCACACCAAGAUCAAAAGAUACGUGUCUGGAAGAUAAACGACGUCGUUGAAGAAGCAGAAGCGAGUAAUAAAAAGUACAUGCAUAUAGCAACGAUGCCAACGAUGAGUGACCGUUUGGCAAAGUGUUUGAUGCCUAACAACCAAGUCCAAAUAAGGAGGCACAAGAAAGCUUCUUGGGUUCACCAUGUAGACGCGGUUUCGGGUUUAGCAUUAUCAAGAGAUGGAGCACUACUCUAUUCUGUCUCAUGGGACCGGACGCUCAAGAUCUGGCGAACCACCGAUUUUAAAUGCCUAGAGUCCAUUACAAACGCCCACGAGGAUGCAAUCAAUGCUGUUGAGCUGUCCGAGAAUGGAGAUAUAUACACAGGGUCUUCUGACCGGAAAAUUAAAGUGUGGAGGAAGAAGAACCUCGAUGAGGAGAAAAAGAAAAAGAAUAAACAUUAUUUGGUUGCAACAUUGUCAGAGCAAGAUUCAGGUAUUAACGCGUUGGCGUUAAGCAGUUACAAUCUGUUGUAUUCGGGUGGAUCUGACGGAUCUAUAUUGGUGUGGGAAAGAGACCACGAAGGUGGAGACAUUGCUGUUGCUGGAGGGCUAAGAGGUCACACAGAGUCUGUUCUUUGCCUUGCGGUUGUUUCAGACAUAGUCUGUAGUGGCUCUGCAGAUAAGACAGUGAGGCUGUGGAAAUGUUCUUUGGCGGAUUAUUCGUGCUUAGCUGUGUUGGAGGGGCAUAGAGGACCAGUUAAAUGCUUAACCGGAGCCAUUCGUGAUUCCGGUACACAAUCAGAGGCUUCUUAUCACAUUUACAGUGGAGGACUUGACUCUCAAGUUAAGGUUUGGCAGAUUUUGGUACCAACCUUAUAAUUUAAAUAAAUUAAGUUGGAUGGGAUACAAAAUAUGUGGCUUUUGUUAGUAAUUUGUUUCUUCUGUUAAUAUUUGUUGAUCCGUUUUCUUGAUGAGUUUAUGUUUUGGGAUAAUAAAUGAAUUGAGUGUGGAAUGUGUGAGAUGAGUAUGUUACUUGAAUAAAAGAAGAGAGCUUCUAUCACAUAAACUCGAGUUGACUGCGAGUCCCCUGUUUCCAUUACAUGUUUAAAAAAUCUAAUUCUUAGCAAUUUGGUCUCACCAGAAUCUAAUCAAACCAAGUAGGUAUAAAAUCUUUGUUAAAGAAGUCUAUUAUAUUAGUGCAAUAGCAUAUAAACUAUCCAAAAGGGGACAAGUAGAUUGUCUAUUCGGUAUUGUUUAUAGCGAGACUAAUUACGGGAAAAGACAUAACUUCAUGGUAUUAGCUUUAAACAUCUGUUUUUUUUGUUUGCUCCAGUUUUAUCAUGUACACAAUAUUGUAAGUAGAUUUAAAACGAAGAUAGAUUUUGCUCUAUAUAUCUUUAUUAAAGUGACAAACUUAGAUAGAAAGGUAAAUAUUUCAUGAAUAAUUUUAUUUUUGUGCAGAGAAAUAAAAGGAAAGUAAAAGCUUAAUUUAGAAUAACAAAAUCAAAAGAUUAUUAGAUUAAUAUUCUAUCCGUUUCAUUUUAAUUGUUUAAAAUUUAUUUUUCAUUUAAAUGUUCUUUUAUGUUUUUAAUACAUUUAUUUGAUAGUUUUUCCAAUUUUACCUUUUUUCUUUUAAUUUAUUAAUUAACAUGAUCAAAUAAUACUGUGUAUUAAUUAAGGGUAUAACAUAAAUGAUUUUUUUUAAUCUGUGUAAAAAACUUAGAACCACGAAUAAAAUGAAACAGAAGGACGAUCAUAGAGAUGCAAGAGGAAACUUGCACAAGCAUCACCAAAAAUUGUUCAACAGUACAAAUUACAAAACAAAACAUCAUAAGUUCAUAACCCAUUCGGAUAACCAAAAUUGUUAUCAUCUGUAUUUAAAUAUAUUUACAUUAACUGCUUUUUCUUUGAACGGCUUACAUUAACUGCUGAAACAAACUACAACAUCAUAAAACCAUUCAAAACAAAAUUGUUUACAUCUCUAUUUGAAUAUAUUUUUGUGUAAUCGAUAAAUGUAGUGUGGAUUUGUCAGCAAGGAAUGCCCAUUGUCGAUAUUUGUGAUCUCUUUUAUGAGCACUUGUGUUCUUUAUGAUAAUGUAUUGGUUUAAUCAAUAAAUAAAGUUCGUUAUGUAACAAAAUUGGAUUUUAUGUCGGAUACCUAACUUCAAUACCCAAUCCUAUCCACUAAAAAGCCAAAAAAAAGUUUACUGGACAACAGAGUAUAUAAUUACGAGCAAGGAAACGAAUACAAAGAAGCAACAAAAAAAGCACAUGUCUACAUAGUGGGGAUCUGAUGUCAUACAAUAUGUAUCCUAUUCUCAUUUGGUUUCAACAUUGUGGGUUCUUUUAAAAUUCUCCAAAUUUUGACGUGAUUAAAUAAAACUAGACACGGAUAAGUUAGGUAUCCAAGUCAUAUUGCCAAAUGACAUUUUCAACAUUAUUGUUUCUCUUAUUAUAAUAGGUAAUAUACCUUUUUACUUCCAGUUGCAUACACAUUAACAAGCAGAGCAGUCACGAAGAGAUGAGAGAUUGUGAAUAAUUUGCUGGCUUUUGAUUUGGACUUAGCACUAACAUGUUCCAACCCCUCAAAUUCAAAACAAACAUAUAUAACAGUUCUAUAGGCUAACAAA